This is a messenger RNA of Eubalaena glacialis (North Atlantic right whale), 1110 nucleotides long. RefSeq lists its product as uncharacterized. Bases 1 to 1110 code for a protein of 369 amino acids. The record is from RefSeq and is a predicted model, not a curated record. Lineage: Eukaryota; Metazoa; Chordata; Mammalia; Artiodactyla; Balaenidae. The transcript has 2 exons.
AUGAAGCCUCUCCCCCACCAGAAUGAACUCUUCCUGCUUGCCAGUGGGGAGGGAGAGCAUUUGGCCAGCCAGAGCACGGCCACUGCCAGGAAGCACAGUGUCAUUCCAGCCUCCUGGCAGGCCCAGCCUAAACUCCAGAGAAGCCGACAAAGGGACAAAGGAGUGGUUCCAGGGAAGACCUCUGGCCUGACUCGACAGCUCCGGAACCCACAGUCUUUGGCUGCUCCCCUGGGCCUACCCUCUGCCUGCCCCUCUGUCUCAUGUGGCCAAGCCCCCCAAGCCGCCACAGCUCUGGUGGAUUUUCCCACUGCCCUCACCAUCCUGCCCAAGUGGCCAGUCCUCGAGAAGAGCCAGCUGCUGCUCCUGGAGUCCCUUAUGCAGCGGAAGAUUGCACACCUGAAGUGGGGCCUCCCCCAGCAGAUCCUAGAGUCCUACUUGUGCUUCAACUUCUUAGCACCAUGCCCACUGCCCCUUGCGGGGGUGAGGCUCCCUGGGUUACACAAGGCCUGUGAGCUGCAGGGGCAGCAGGAAAGGCAUUGUGGGGCCCAGCACCCCAGGCCAGGCCCUAAGUCCCCAGAGAGGUCCCAGAGCGUUCGGCCCCCAGAAAGGAAAAGCUCAAAACCUCCUACGCAGGCCAGAGCUCUGGAGAAGCGUAGACCACACCAGACAGAGCCAAUGGGCAUUUCUAUACAUCCUGAAAAGCCUAAGAGAGUCAGACCACCAGGGGGCCUCAGAGAACGACAGGAUGUCCAGAAAGAGGCUCCUCCUAGGGCCAAGCUCACUGCUCCCAGGAACCCCAGGCCUGCAGCAGAAUCUAGUAACUGGUGUGGCCAAGAAAGGGUCCAAGAACCCUCCAGUGAGAACAGCGGGGGCAGGAAAAUGGUCAGGCCAGGGGUCUCCCAGAUGGCAGAGAGGGCUCCCGGCAUAGUGAAGAUCUCAUACUCCGGGGCAGACCACUGGAGGAAGGAGCACGCAUCUCAGGAGCCCCCCAGAUUCAAAUGGGCCGCUGCUCUCCUGAGACUGGCUGGUAUUCGCUUCGCGCAGGCGCAUUACCCUUCUCCCCCACGCGCCCGCGUCGAGCUCUGCCAAGUGCGCUUGCGCAUAAACUAG